This is a messenger RNA of Toxorhynchites rutilus septentrionalis, 936 nucleotides long. RefSeq lists its product as uncharacterized. The transcript has 3 exons. Bases 1 to 936 code for a protein of 311 amino acids. Lineage: Eukaryota; Metazoa; Arthropoda; Insecta; Diptera; Culicidae. The record is from RefSeq and is a predicted model, not a curated record.
AUGGAAAUUGCGUUACCCUCAACUAACAACAACACUGGCGCAGCUCUGCAGCUGCAUAGCAAUGAAAUUGCUGAUGGCGAUGAUGAGGAUGCUGCUCCUGCUGCUGCUGCUGUUACCAACCAAAGCCAACCAGGGUUGGCUUUCCCCACGCGUAGAUCCAAAGUGCCAUCGAGGCGGGGUUCUAUUUCAAGCAAUAAACGAACGGUCCAAACAACCGAGAGGGAUAAAACCAAAAACAUAACAACAACAAAAAAACAGUUUGAGCGGCUGGUGCAGCUUUUGGAGAAGAACCCCGACAUCGCAAAAGGAUUUAUGCGUGGUAACUCCGGACCAUUUUGGAACGAUUGUGCUGCUGAAUUAAACAGUUUGGGACCAUCCAUCCGUGACGGGUCUGGAUGGAAAAAGGUGUGGGCGGAUUAUAAAUCAGCGUUGAAGCGCAAACUCUCUCACAACAAAAGAGAGCAAUGGGCAACUGGAGGAGGACCCAACAGAACGAUACAUUUGUCUGAGCUAGAGGAGCAAGCGGUUCAGCUAACUGGACAGUUGGAAACCGUAGAAGGAAUACCAGGUUGUUCUUCACAAGGAAUACCUAAGGGAAAAAACAACGAGGUUAAUACAGAUGUAAGUUGCGAUUCAAUUGACGAGUCCGACGAUGCGAAUGAUACGGCUAUUCCUCAAUGCUCCCAACCAAAGAGACCUAGGCUAUCUGCCCUCAAUUUAGUUCAAAUACAAAUUGAACAACAACAGAAAUUUCACUCGGAAAUGAAAUCGCUGUUGGGUACCUCAAACAAAAACCUCAAUGAUAUGGUACAUUACCAACGCCAAUUCGCCAAAGCAAUCAACUCAAUAGAUACUGGUCUCAAAGAAAUGUUGAAAGAACAAAAUCGACAUAACCGCGAAAUGGAAAAAAUCGCUCGAGAGAAGGUUAAAAAAUGA